Messenger RNA from Leguminivora glycinivorella, 5319 nucleotides. Its product is annotated as indole-3-acetaldehyde oxidase-like. The record is from RefSeq and is a predicted model, not a curated record. Gene Ontology annotation, molecular function: FAD binding; 2 iron, 2 sulfur cluster binding; oxidoreductase activity. Lineage: Eukaryota; Metazoa; Arthropoda; Insecta; Lepidoptera; Tortricidae.
GUAUGGUUUUGUUGUUCAGUUCAUCUCAGUAUCUUCUUAGUAGUUUGUGAUCUCAUCUCAUCAGUCAGUCAGUGCUGAACACGAUCACUCCAACUGCCGGACACUUUGACAAGCAACAUUUUUGGCAAGCGCGAAGUUUAUUUUAGUUUAAAACUUAGUUUCUAGCUCCUGCCGAGCUUUUUCUAACUUAAAAUAUAUACCUCUCUGAUUUUACCUUGCCUGCCUAGUGUUUCAGUUUAACUUUACUUACCCAAACUUUGUUAAAACAUCAUCAUAUUCAUUCAAAGUUUUCUUUUUCUUUUAAAAGUGAAGUGAAAGGUGUUAUUCCGUGUCUUUCAUUUAUAUCUCAAGUAACCAGUUACACAACAUUGUUAUGGUUUACUUUUGAAUGAAUAGUCAAUAAAUAAAUUGUUUAUGCGCCAUAAAUUAUUUAUUUAAUGCAUGUAAUUAUGUUCUUUGUAUCCUAAAUGCGUAGUUUCUUAGAUGUGUCUCAGUGGCUUACGUGAAAUAUCCAGAUUAUUAGGUUAUUAAACACAUGCGUUGAAUUCUAAGAUCGGAAAAAUGGACAAAAUAUUUUUUUCAAUAAAUGGGGACAAGAUAUCUGUAUCGGGAUCAGAAGUGACUCCAGACACAUCACUGAAUGACUACAUCCGUAACUAUCUGAACCUACAUGGCACGAAGGCCAUGUGCCACGAGGGGGGCUGCGGAGCCUGUGUCGUGUCCGUCUCUCAAACACAAACCACUGGUGAGAAACAUGUGUUUGCUGUGAACUCGUGCUUGGUCCACGUGUUAUCCUGCCACGAUUGGGACAUCACCACAGUGGAGGGGGCAGGCAACCGCAAAGACGGGUACCAUCCCAUACAGAAACGACUCGCAGCGUUCAACGGUACUCAGUGUGGGUACUGCACGCCAGGAUGGGUUAUGAAUAUGUACAGUCUCUACGAGAUCAACAAACGACUAACCAUGCAGCAAGUUGAGAACUCUUUCGGAGGCAACAUGUGUCGGUGCACAGGUUACCGGCCUAUUCUUGACGCCUUCAAGAGCUUCGCUACUGACGCUGAUGAAAGACUGAAGAAGAAAGUACAGGAUAUGGAAGAUCUAGAUAAGAUUAAAUGCCUUAACAAGUGUGAGAAGAAAUGUGACAGUGAAGCAGAUUGGUGCUUAAUAGAAAACAAGCCUGAAGUAUUAUUACAAGUGGAGAUGAAAGUGAAUCGGUGGUACAAGGCCUAUAACAUCAAGGAUGUAUUUCAGGUACUUAGCAGAGAAGGGACUGAUAGUUACCGUCUCAUUGCCGGAAAUACAGGAAAAGGAGUGUACCCAAUAACAACUGACGCUCGCGUCCUCAUCGAUAUAUCGUCUAUCACCGCCCUAAAGGAAUCCUACAAAGAUAUGAACUUAGUACUAGGCGCUGGUAUGUCUCUAACGGAAUUCAUGUCUGCCUGCACACUUCGAUCCAAUGAGAGCGAUUUCCGGUAUCUGAAGUACUUCUAUGACCACCUAGAUCUGGUAGCCCAUGUACCUGUCAGAAAUAUUGGCACUAUUGGUGGUAACUUGGCGCUGAAAGCGGCGCAUCACGCGUUUCCUUCUGACGUGUUCCUUCUUCUUGAAACCGUGGAGGCGAGCGUUACUAUAGUUAACAGCAAGUUAGAAAAAAUGGUCGUGAAAAUGCAAGAUUUCCUUAACUUGGACUUGAACAACAAGAUGAUCUUAAACGUGAAACUGCCACCACUUUCUGAGAACAACCACAUUAGAACUUAUAAGAUAAUGCCCCGCGCCCAAAACGCCCACGCCGUCGUAAACGCAGGCUUCCUAUUCCGACUCACCUCCAACGCCAUUACCAAAUGUAACCUGGUCUUUGGCAACCUAGCUCCCGACUUUAUCCGAGCUAGCAAGACGGAGAACGCACUUAUUGGUGUAAAUCUGGAAGAUGCUUUAAAAAGGGUAUCGAUUUUAGUUGAAGAGUUGGUCCCUGUGGUAGACCCUCCUGAACCAUCCGCAGGAUGCAGAAGAGUAUCGCCUUUGGGACUUUUCUAUAAGGCACUCCUCUCAAUAGCACCGGCAGCAUCAGUGAACCCUCGCUACGUCAGCGGUGGCAAACCUUUACCGCGACCAGUAUCUCGUGGGACUCAGACCUUUGACACAGAUAAAUCGCUCUGGCCGCUCAAUCAGCCCGUUCCCAAACUGGAGGCACUCUCACAGUGUUCGGGAGAGGCGAAGUAUACAUGUGACGUAAAUACAUCCCCAAGAGAAGUGCACGUCGCCUUCGUACUUUCUACCAUCUGCGUGGCAGAGAUUGAUAAAAUCGACGCUAGCGAAGCUCUGAAACUUAAAGGCGUAGUAUCAUUCUUCACCGCCAAAGACAUCCCUGGAAAGAACUCUUUCACCCCAACCGACGUUCCGUGGCAAGCAUCAGACGAAGAAAUCUUAGCGAGUUCUAAAGUCUCCUACUACGGGCAGCCUAUAGGUCUUAUUGCGGCUGUCAGUCAUAAGCUAGCUUUAAAAGCCGCUGGAUUAGUACGAGUCCAAUAUAAAAAUGAAAAGACACCGGUGCUUAGUAUUGAAGAAGCCUUGGCAGCCCAAGAUAAAGACAGACGGGUCAGAGAAGACAUAUCCGUCAAACCGACCAACAAAGGAGUGGAUACCACCCAAGUGAUCAAAGGCAGCUUUUCCAUCCCCUCCCAAUACCACUACACUAUGGAGACUCAGUGUUGCACCGUCACAAAUACUGAGAACGGCUUAGUAGUGCGAUCUUCAACGCAAUGGAUGGAUUUGGUGCAAGUUGCUGUCAGCCAGGCUCUUAACAUUCAGGAAAACCAGGUGGAAGUCCAAGUGCCCCGUGUGGGCGGAGCUUACGGCGGCAAAGCGUCUCGCUCGGCAAUGUUCGCUUGUGCGUGCGCGCUCGUAGCUCGCUCGCUGAGCAGGACAGCUACUCUCGUUGUCCCUCUCACUGAUAACAUGCAGAUUGUGGGGAAGAGGCAGCCUUGUAGGGCUGACUAUGAGAUCGGCAUAAACGAUGAAGGCAUAAUCCAGUACCUGGACAUGAAAUACUACUCCGAAUGCGGGUACUCGUUCAACGACAGUUCAGGCGGCGAGAUAGUCGGAGUGUUGACCAACUUGUACGAGACCAGUCGGUGGGGCAUCACCGGCCACAGUGUGCUGACCGACAAACAUUCUAACACCUGGUGUAGAGCCCCUGCAACAAGCGAAGGCAUAGCAAUACUCGAGCACAUCAUGCACAGAAUCGCACACGCUACAAAAAAGGACCCCGCUGCCAUCAAAAUUCAGCACCUACUACCCAAACACGAAUCCGUCAAAGACUUACUUCUAUCAUUCAAAACUGACAUUAAAUACGACGAAAGAAAAGCGGAAAUUGAGAAGUAUAAUUCUGAAAACGCUUGGAAAAAGCGAGCGUUAGAGAUAUCGAUAAUGUCUUACCCUAUUGGGUAUUCGUGGAACUUUCCGGUGACAAUUUCGGUGUACCACGCGGAUGGGACGGUGGUGAUAUCUCACGGGGGGAUCGAGAUGGGACAGGGGAUUAAUACUAAAGUGGCGCAAGUGUGUGCGUACACUUUGAAGGUGCCGCUUGAAAAGAUAUCAGUCCGUGGAAGCGACAGUUUCACUUCCCCUAAUGCCAUGGCAAGCAAUGGCAGUAUUACGAGCGAGUGCGUCGCGUUCGCGACUAUAAAGGCUUGCAAUGAUCUGACUAGUAGGAUGGAACCCGCUAGAGCUGAACUAGCCGACCCAACUUGGGAAGAAGUAGUCAAACGAGCGUAUAACAAAGGUAUAAACCUCCAAGCGAGCGCCAUGACAUCAGACAACGACGCACUGGUCGGCUACAGCGUAUACGGCGCCUGCGCUGUGGAACUAGAACUGGACGUGCUGACGGGAAAUCACGUCAUCGCGCGCUCUGAUAUACUGGAGGACACGGGGGUCAGCAUGAGCCCGGAGAUCGACGUGGGACAGAUCGAAGGCGCCUUCAUAAUGGGUCUCGGGCUAUGGACGUGCGAGCACCUAAUAUACGCGCCAUCCGGGCGAUUGAUCACAGAGCGCACGUGGACAUACAAGCCGCCGGGAGCGCGCGACGUACCGACAGACUGCCGCGUCAGCUUCAAGAGGAACGCGGCUAACAACGCCGGCGUUCUGCGAUCCAAAGCAACGGGCGAGCCAGCGCUGACGCUAGCCGUGGUCGUAACUCACGCCCUACGCAGCGCCAUUGCCGAGUCCAGGAAAGAAUACGGUUACGUUGAUACCAAGUGGAUUGAUGUUGAUACGCCUUUUAGCAUCGAGAAUAUACUCAAAGCAAUUUCUCCGAAACCAGAAGUUUACAAGCUCAAAUAAUUUAAUUUUACUUGAAUGCUUCCACAAGACUCAAAUGACAUCACUAAUUAUUACAAUACAUUUUUAGGUAUAUAUGUAUGUAUAGCGAAACGGAAACAAGUUUCUACGUGUGAUUAUGAGUGGUGCAGUGGUGCUGUAUUAUAAUUUUAAGGAAAAAGAAUACCAGUGAAAUUGAAACAAGUAUUAUUAAGUAUAAUGAUAAUCUCAGAGUAUAUUUUUUUAUUAUACAACUUUACAAUUAAAUGCAUAAAAUACUGAAGGCAUUUUAGACUUAUUAUUGUUAUAGUUUUCUUCUUCUAUUAUUGUUAUAGUGACAUGAGGUAAAAUAAAACACUGAUUGCAAAAUAUAUUGUUAUUUAUUAAUAUUUACAAACAAUUUCAUUAUUUAUUUCCUUCAUCAUGUUGGUAGAAAAACAUAAUCCUUUAGUGAACAAAUUAACAAUAAUAUUCAGGGCCAUAAGAAAACCAAAUUUUGUUAUGAUCAACUUUAAUAAAUAUUGAGAACAGGCGUUUAAGCAUGGUCGUGCGAUAAAUGAUAAAAACAUCAGGCCGUCCCUGUCGCACUUACUAAUAGUGCGAUAGGGACGGCCUGAUGUUUUAUCAUUUAUCGCGCGAUCAUGCUUGCCUGCCAGAAGUGCAGAUGGUAAGAAAACUAGAGUGUAACGCUGAAGUGCAAAUUUAAACCUUAAAACUACAGUCUGUUGGCUUAUAUUCACUUACCGCCUUAUUGAUAAACUAAGGGUGGUUGAACUUAAGUUGGUAUUUCAUUCUGACAAACAAUGACAUAAUUGAUGAAAACGAAAUGAAGAGGGCAUGAGAAAAGGGGAUUUAACAAUAACAAGUUUGACAAAUUGACAGCGGGAACAUUUUUUUUUAGAUUUAUAAACGGCCGUGUGGUGACGGGUUAAGAAUUUCACCAACCCUUUCUUCCCGUGGGUGUCGUAGAAGGCGACUGUGGGAUAUGGGUUAAAUUGUGGCGUA